AUACUUCCGCCCAUGCUUUUGAUCUCAUCAUAUGCGCGCAAACUGCAUGCUUCCCUCUUUUCUGCGCUAUCAUUUCUCGCUUGCCAUUGUGCGACAUCUAUCCUGAUACAACUUUUCACAUACAGCCAACAUGAAGAUCACGACAAAGGAGGAAGAGCAGGAGCACUACAAUGCAACGCUCAAAGGAGGUUUCGGAGGCGGCGCUGCUGGUCUCGCAGCGGGCGCAUUGGGUGUCUACGCCGCUUCAGCACGUUAUCCAGCUUUUCGAAGCUUGACAUUGCCUUUUCGCGCAUUCCUGGUCAGCUCCGCCGGAACGUUCGCCGCCAUCAUCGGAGCAGACUCCUACUCGAGACGAUUCGAAGCUUCACGACAGCCCGGGCGAGACUACCAAGAUGAGCAGUCGUCAUUACAAGAGCAGCUCGAUGCUCAACGAACGCAGAGUGAGAAGGUCAAGGCCUGGCUUUCGGACAACAGAUAUAGCCUCGUUAUGGGAUCAUGGGUUGCAUCGAUCUCUGCUGCAAUGGGAAUCGUUGGAAAGAAUCCAUAUUUGUCAACACAACAAAAGCUUGUACAAGCGCGUGUGUACGCCCAAGGUUUCACGCUCGCGGCUGUUAUCAUCAGUUUGGCCUUUGAAGGAAAUGAUCGCAUGAAGGGCAGCGGCAGAUGGGAGACUGUCAAGGUUUUGGACCCCAACGACCCCACACACAAGCACAUGAUCGAGAAGAAGAUCCAUCACGAGCGAUAUGCUGGCGAGGAUCAAUGGAUGGAUAUGGUGGAGGCUGAGGAGCAAAGAAUGAAGGAGCGCGAGCGCGCUGUCAAGCAGCGUGAGCAGCUCACCAAUGGCAAUGGCAAUGGAAAGGGCAAGAAGAAGGAGCAGCAUCAUGAAGAUCAGCUCAAGGGCAAGCCAGAAGAGUCGAAGGAGGAGAAGCUUAACGCUGCAUGAUUUUGUCUCGCCGGUUCUCAGUCUUUUGGCCGCUGGGAAAAGAUUGUAAAAAUGCAUUAGCGAAUGUGGAGUUAACACGGCGAAGGCAUUGUAUGAAUUUGUUGUAGUAAUAGCUCGAAUAGACCAACAGCAUAGUCUAAAAAGACCGAAGAUCAAUGCAGUGUCUCCAAAUACUACUUCUCACUCGUGCAAUUUCAGCA
Cercospora beticola is the source of this 1143-nucleotide messenger RNA. It is a transcript of the gene RCF2, whose product is annotated as Rcf2p. Gene Ontology annotation, biological process: mitochondrial respiratory chain complex IV assembly. The record is from RefSeq and is a predicted model, not a curated record. Gene Ontology annotation, cellular component: mitochondrial inner membrane. NCBI's taxonomy places the organism in Eukaryota, Fungi, Ascomycota, Dothideomycetes, Mycosphaerellales, Mycosphaerellaceae.